AUGUCCGACGCUCUCAUUUUCGAAUACCUCUGCUCUCCCCGCUCCAGCAAGCGCGGCACCCAAGCAUUCCACCACAACCACCCUAUCAUGGACUCCUCACCUUCGUCAUCGAACAACCACUCCGACGUCCGCGCACCCAUCAGCAGCAAGGGCGGUGAGAGCAAGAGGGGAAGCCUCAAUUGGAUCAGGGGAAUGGGGAGGAAGGCCUAG
Letharia columbiana is the source of this 210-nucleotide messenger RNA. RefSeq lists its product as uncharacterized. The record is from RefSeq and is a predicted model, not a curated record. The transcript has a single exon. Bases 1 to 210 code for a protein of 69 amino acids. NCBI's taxonomy places the organism in Eukaryota, Fungi, Ascomycota, Lecanoromycetes, Lecanorales, Parmeliaceae.